Molecule: messenger RNA, 1038 nt
Organism: Caenorhabditis remanei
Lineage: Eukaryota; Metazoa; Nematoda; Chromadorea; Rhabditida; Rhabditidae
Exons: 3
Coding region: 1-1038 (345 amino acids)
Biological process (GO): protein phosphorylation
Molecular function (GO): protein kinase activity; ATP binding
Source: RefSeq, a predicted model, not a curated record
AUGUCUCAAGGACAUCAUCAUCAUCAUGCAGCACUUGAAGAAAUCGAAGUUGUGCCAUCAGAUGAUUUCAAUCAUAGAGAUGCAAGGACGUCUAGCGUUCAAGGUCACCGUCUGCUCAAAAGACUAGGAAGUGGAGGAUAUGCAAGCGUAUAUCUAUCCGAGCGGGUGAAUAAUACAGAGCUUUUCGCAAUGAAAGUUAUGAAAAAAUGGAAGAUUAUCAAACAUGACGCUAUUGAUCACACUGAAGAUGAAUUGAAAAUCCAUAAGCAGCUCGACUCGCCGUUUGUUAUCAAGCUGAUUGUCUCGUUUCAUACUCCAACAAGAGUUUGCAUGGUCCUGGAGCUGGCUGCUAGACGAAAUCUUCAAGAAAUUACUGAUGAUCGUCAUGCUCUCAUAUAUGAUUUCAAAAUAAAAUGCUGGCUGGCCGAAAUGGUGCUUGGCUUGGAGUAUCUCCAUUACAAACGCGUAAUGCAUCGAGAUAUAAAACGUGAAAACAUGCUCCUAACCUGCCAAGGACACAUCAAAAUAUCGGAUUUUGGGCUAUCGAAAGAAGGGAUGGAUAAAGACACAUUCACGAAAACAAAAUGUGGAACUGUUCCGUGCAUGUGCCCAGAGAUGUUGAUGAGAAUUCCAUACACCCGCUCAGCGGACAUUUGGGGGCUUGGAAUAAUAGCGCUGGAGCUAAUCACUGGACGGUCGCUGUUUGACAGUGACAAUUCCCAAUCAAUUAUUAAUAAGCUCACUUCCAUGAAAUCCUGCAACGAGUUGGAGUACCCCAGUAAUCUUACUGGUGAAGGACUGAUUUUUGUAAGAGCAAUUUUACAAUUCGAGCCGGAUCGAAUAAGUCUAGAGGGUAUUCGUGAUCAUCGAUAUUUGGAGGAGGUUCCGUGGACAUCUAUUUUGGAGUUCACACCUCUGGAUUCUUCUUAUAAAAUGCCGAGAAAAGAAUAUAGUCACCGGCCAGUUAUUCUGAGCAAGUGUCCAGCUCUGAACGGAGACGACCCAUUUGAAGGAUUUGAUUAUCUCAGUGAUUGGUGA